This is a messenger RNA of Schistosoma turkestanicum, 1785 nucleotides long. NCBI's taxonomy places the organism in Eukaryota, Metazoa, Platyhelminthes, Trematoda, Strigeidida, Schistosomatidae. The record is from the annotation of a GenBank genome assembly.
AUGUUUAAGUGUUUGCCAAUCAUAGGACCCUGUGGUCGACAUAUAGAUCAUAUUGAUAGGCGUCAUUCAAAGCUUGAACAGGUUCCGGAUGACGUCAUAAGAAGUUUUCGAACUCUUGAGGAAUGUCGCUUGGAUGCCAACCAAAUCAAGGAGUUACCGAAGAACUUCUUCCGCCUAAAGCGAAUUCGUCUCCUGACAUUGAGUGACAAUGAACUUACCCGUUUACCAAAUGGAAUUGGCAGCUUUUCGAAUCUUGUGGAGUUGGACAUCAGUAGAAAUGAUAUAUCUGAACUCCCGGCAAGUAUUCGGUUCUGUGAUUCUUUACAGAGUUUGGAUGUAAGCAAUAAUCCUUUGCAAAGCCUACCUGCUGGUUUCUGCCAGUUGCGCAAUCUUCGAGUUUUAUGCUUGAAUGAUAUUUCGAUCGCUGAGCUUCCGGAGGAAAUAGGCAGCUUACAAUUAUUAGAAAAAUUAGAACUUCGUGAUAAUUGUCUCAAGUCAAUACCAGACUCAUUCGCUGAUCUUAUUCAUUUGGAGUUUCUUGAUCUUGGUGCCAAUGAGUUUCAAGAGUUGUCUCCCGUAAUUGGCCAACUCUCCCAAUUGAGCGAAUUAUGGAUAGAUGAUAAUGAACUGAGAUCAUUACCUGAAGAGCUGGGAAAUCUUGGGAAUUUACAGCAAUUGGAUCUAUCAGAAAACCUUAUUUCUUCUCUACCUGAAAGCAUUUCAGGAUUGGUUUCAUUGUCGGACUUAAAUUUAUCACAAAAUACUAUAACACAUUUACCGAAUGGCUUAGGUGAUUUGAAAAAGUUGAUUAUUCUAAAACUCAAUCAAAAUCGACUGCUUACGGUGACACCGACUAUAGGAAACUGUUCAAGUUUACAAGAAUUAUACUUGACUGAAAAUUUUCUUUCUAAACUCCCACCUUCUAUUGGCAAUUUAGCUUCCAUGUUUCAUUUGAAUGUAGAUCAAAAUCAACUAACUGAGUUGCCCGCUGAGAUUGGUCAAUGUACAUCACUUAAUAUUUUGUCUCUUCGAGAAAAUAAUUUGCAUAGAUUACCUGAUGAAAUUGGUAAUUGUACACGUUUACGAGUUCUAGAUGUUUCUGGCAAUAGACUUGAUCGAUUACCGUUUAAUCAACUUGACUCACGUGUUGAAACUGAUCCAACUAUGUCACCAUCUGAAUUAGAUAGUUUUUCUACUUCAUUAAAUCCUAACAGCAAACCAAAUCAUGAUUUACUUGAUAAUAUCAGUACAGAAAUAAAUCAUGCUUAUGAGCCUGCAGAUAUGCAUAUCUCACCAUCAAAAUAUGAAUCAACCAAACCAUCGAUUUCGCCGUCAUCAACAUUAAAUGAUAAUUUAACAAUGACAAAUACACUUAGUUCAUUAAACAAUCCUAAUUCAAAUAAUCCUACAACGAAAAAUUUACCCUAUUUAAAUCCAUCUACUAUUCAUUCACCAUCAAAUGUAAAUGGUCAUUUAGAUUCAUCCUGUACAUCAUCAAAUCAUAUAAAUGAUCUUUCUACUUCAUCUACACAUUCAUCUUUAUCUAUACCACCAACAUCUGUAUCAACUCGUGUUCAUUUCUCCGGUUCAGUGAAACCUGAUGAAAUGGACAAGUCGGCCUCUAAAGGUUUCCCAAAAACACGUCAUCCUCGUUCCAGUAGAAAAACUGCAGAUAAUCAUCUUAUUAGUGGUAAAGAUGACUUAAAUCAACACGGAAAUAUAUCAAUUGUUGUUGAAUUUCAGUUUGACAUAGAAUCAUCUAUUCUUCUCGAGUAUUUAUUCUAA